This is a messenger RNA of Zingiber officinale, 1392 nucleotides long. RefSeq names its product F-box protein At1g67340-like. The coding region runs from base 61 to 1218 and encodes 385 amino acids. Gene Ontology annotation, molecular function: protein binding. The record is from RefSeq and is a predicted model, not a curated record. Lineage: Eukaryota; Viridiplantae; Streptophyta; Magnoliopsida; Zingiberales; Zingiberaceae. The transcript has 3 exons.
UUGGCCUUCGCCGUAGCUGUCGCCUCACCUCUUCCUGCCUACGAAACACGUGCGAGAGAGAUGCGAACGAGGCGAGGCCUGAUCAGCUAUCCCGGGAUGAAGCGGGAGCCCGAAUGGAGGAGGUCGCCGGAGGAGGAGAAGACGACCAACAACCGGAGCCAGAAGAGGCGGCGGAGAGGGGGUUCCGGCGAAGACAAGUAUUUGGACGACGAGGGUCGACCCGUUUCCGACAAGGCCGACCUUUUCGACGGCCUCCCUGACGACCUCAUCAUUUCCAUCCUCUGCAAACUCAGCGCCACCGCUGGUUCACCUUCGGAUCUUGUGAGCGUGACGCUAACAUGCAAGAGAUUGAAAGGAUUGGGAUGGAAUCCCCUUGUUCUUGCCAAGGCGUCUCUGAAAUCUCUCGUAAUUAAGGCUAAAAAUUGGUCGGAUUCGGCGCAUAAAUUCCUGAAGCAGUGCGCCGAUUCCGGAAACAUUGAAGCUUGUUACGUGCUGGGAAUGAUUCGAUUCUACUGCCUAGAGAACAGGGGAAGCGGGGCGGCGCUGAUGGCCCGGGCGGCGAUGGCGUCUCACGCGGCAGCUCUGUACUCCCUCGCCGUGAUUCAGUUCAACGGAAGCGGCGGCUCCAAGGGAGACAAAGACCUUCACGCCGGUGUGGCGCUGUGUGCCCACGCGGCGUUUCUCGGCCAUGUCGACGCGCUUCGGGAGCUCGGCCAUUGCCUCCAGGACGGUUAUGGAGUCCGACGGAACGUCGCCGAGGGCCGGCGAUUCCUUGUCCAGGCCAACGCCCGAGAGCUAGCAUCCGUUCUCAGGUCCUCAUACGCCUCCCAUGCAGCCUGGCGGCAGAAUCACAACCACCACCACGCCCUGGCUUCCGGCUGCUCGCUCCUCAGCGAUUACGGCUGCAACGUCCCGCCUCCGGAAUCGCAUCCGGCGAACAAGUUCAUGGCGGAGUGGUUCGCGCAGAGAGGACCUGGCGGCGGGAAGGGUGACGAGGGUCUCCGACUCUGCUCCCACACCGGCUGUGGCCGCCCGGAGACGCGCCGCCACGAAUUCCGGCGGUGCUCCGUCUGUGGCGCUGUCAAUUACUGUUCGAGGGCCUGCCAAGCUCUCCAUUGGAAGCUAGUGCACAAGGCAGAGUGCGCUCCCAUGGAGCGGUGGCUCGACGCUGCAGCAGCCGCCGGUGGUGGUCCGCCGGAGGUGCCUGGUAACGAGUGAUGAUGAAUAGAGUUUCCUGCGAAAGAGAAAGGAGGGCGGUUUUUUAUUUUUGAUUUUUUUUGGUGCGUGCAAGGCCUUUUUAAUUAUUUAAUUCCGUUGUUUUUUUCCUUUACUCGAAUGUUUAUUUUCCUUCUUUUCUUCUGUAUAGAAUGCAAAAAAGAAGUGUUUUUUUGU